Messenger RNA from Mirounga angustirostris (Northern elephant seal), 7231 nucleotides. RefSeq names its product rho GTPase-activating protein 20-like. Gene Ontology annotation, molecular function: GTPase activator activity. Gene Ontology annotation, biological process: signal transduction. The record is from RefSeq and is a predicted model, not a curated record. Bases 6161 to 7177 code for a protein of 338 amino acids. NCBI's taxonomy places the organism in Eukaryota, Metazoa, Chordata, Mammalia, Carnivora, Phocidae. The transcript is spliced from 9 exons.
GUGGAGAUGAUGGGAACGUAUGAGAGAGGGGUAGUCCAGGAGGGCCUCUCCUAGGUGGCAGCACUGAAACUCGAUCUAUGGGAUGAGAAGCAGCCACAGUCCUAGACAAGGUGCCUGAACCUUCUAGGCUGAGGGACCGGCAGGCUACGUGGGUGCAACCUGACCCCUGGGGGGAGGGGCUCAGGAAGGCUGAUUUGAUGGGAGCCGAAAGCAUGGGGCAUGCGAUCAGAUGUGAAACUGCGCUCGGGGUCCAGUCACACACGGUCUUCACAGGCCAUGGUGAAAAGUGGAAAUAUUUUGCCAAAGCAUUUUUAACUAGGACUGACUGAAUCUGAUUUAUAGCUCUCGCAAAUUUUUCUGACUGUUGGUAGGUAAUGGAUGGAUGGUUGAGCAAGAGUGGGAGCAGGGAGACUGGUGAGGGGAGGCAGUAGUCCUGAUGCCUGCUCUCAAGGGCUCCAGGAUAGGAGUGCAGUAAAAAGGAAGGAGGCAGCAGACAGAUUGGGAAUAUAUGCUGGAGACAGAACUAACUGCGUGCACUUUCCUCUCAACCCUGAACACAAAGGUAACUGAUAGCCAGCCUGGAACCUGAUGAUUGCUCAAUAAAUGUCCAAAAGCAGGUGGAUGGGAGGUCAGCUGUUUACUUGCUCUGUCUCUGUUUUCAUUAUUCACAAAACAUCAUGAAAGACAAAGACUAUUCCAACCAACCAAAUAUCAAGAAGCUUUUUAGUCACCAGAAAAAAACUACGCCCCCUUUAUUUUGCUGCCCUCACCAGCUCCCAGUUAUGCCAUGCCAUUAGUAAGCCAUGCAAGUACUAAUUUGGCAAAAUGCUGUACUCAAUCUGAGUGACAUUAAUGAUAAUUUAUCAGGGGCUUACUACAUGACAGGUGUUAUGCUAAGAACUUCAUGUAUGCAAUCUUCUCCAACCUUACAACUACCCUGUGAGAUGGGAUUAUUUUUAUUUUAGAGAAGACCUCUGAAAAUCAGAGGUCUGAAGGUUUUGCCCAGGUCACCAUAUUAGUGAUGAGUAGAGUCUACAUUUGAAAUUAGGUCCGUUUCUUUCAAAGUACAGGCUUUUACUCUACGUGUGGUGCUGCUGUUUCUAUUAUUUCUAUUUUUCUGAAUUUCAUACAACAUUCCAUGAACACCUAGAUUCUCUCUCAUUAUUGAAAUCAACCUUUCCUUUAUGUUGAGUAAACAACUCCAAUCUGCUUGGUAUCUGGUAAGAAAUAGGUCAGAAUGCUUAGUGAACUGAGAAAUGAAGGUAGUGUAGCUGUCCAAAAAAAAAAAAAAAAAAAAAUCAGAGGCAAAGACAGAAAUAGUAAAAUAUAUUUGAGAUGAGUGAUAUUGCCUACAGAUGUAGCCUUGGAGGUGGUGAUGUCAUGAGGAGGACAGAGAGAAAAAGACUGUCCAGGUCCUGGCAUGAGGUCCGUAUGACGCACUCUGCUCCUCCUGAUAGAGGGCCACAUCAUUAUUUUUAAAAAAGCAGACUAGUUACCAUUCCCUUUAUUUAACCAAGGUGAGUACAGGAGACUAAAAUGUGUGGGAUGCAUGCUGGGGACCACACGAGGAGCAUUACAGAUUCCUCGUGUAAUUUCCCCACAGCCCUCCAAGGCCAGUAUUGUUACCAUCCACCGACUGCAGAAAUGAAAGUGGGGAUGGAGGAAGUCUCAGGAAUGGACCUGUCAUCCACAGGGAAAUGGUGGGAGAGACUCCAAGCCAGGCCUGCCUUCAUCCCAAGGCCACACUCUUCCUGCCACACCAUGCCACACCUACUCUUGCAUGCUCAGCCCGAGACACGCUAACAAACAGCAAACUCCUUUCCUGCUCCUUGGGACCUUGCAGACCACUCCCAUUCGAUUUAUAAGGGGAACAGGUUGUCCUUCACUUUGUUUUCAUCUUUGUAAUUAUUAUAGCACUUAGGGAGAGGAGAAGACCUUUCUUUUCUUACUAGAGCCAUUUAUUGUCCUGGAUACUGCUUACCUCUCAGCGGGUUUUACAGAACCUACGGUGUUCUGCUGAAAAGAUUUUAUAUAAAGGCAGUGUUCUUUCCCCAUGAGAGAACUGCAUCCUUUUAAGAGCUGAAUUUUUUAUUUUGAUUGGUUCACUAUUACAAAAGAAGUGCAACAUUUUUCCUCUUCACAUAUUGCUUUUGAGAUAGGUCUUUGUGUCUACGCAAGGGUUUUUAUGAUGUGACAAAAUCUACAUCAAUGUAUUUAAUAAUGUUCUCUUUAAGAGACUCAGCUCCUGAAAGAUUAUCUUAUAUACUUUUUACAUCCAUUUGGAAUAUUAGAAAAUGUAAGUGAUCUCAGGCACUUGAAUUUGGCUUCUAAAACCAAGGCCCUUGACAGAGAGAGAACACAGAUUUUUGGAAGUCCAAGUUCGGGACACCAUCAGGGUCAGGUUCCCGCGAGAGCUGUCUUUCUGCGUGCAGAUGGCUGCCCUCUCGCCUAUGCCCUGUGGGGUUUCCUCAGCGCCUGCAUGUACACACACACACACAGAGCUCUCUCUCCCUCUUCUUACAAGGGCACCAAUCCUACUGGAUUAAGCCCUUACCCUGAUGGCCCCAUUUACACUUAGUUACCGCUUAAAAGCUCUCUCUUCAAACAUGGUCAUAUUGGCAGAGAGGGCUUCACGGUAAGACUGUGGGGAGCAGUGGGGGAGGGGACACAAUUCUGUCCCUAGCAGUCACGAGCAGCACUUCAUGCUGUGGCCGCGUACAAGUUUUUGCCAGUUUUUAGAAAACGACCAUGAGAACAUUCCCAUAGUAAACAUUUGGGUAUAUUUAUGAUCACUGUGAAUAUUGGACAAGUUUACAUUUUUUUUUUCUAGAAGGAAACAACUAAAAAGAAAUAGCUCCUGCAUUAACAACCUUGUUUCAUCCCUGUCAUCCUUGUUCUUGGAGGAUUGUGUUAUGUCCUGAAUCAAUCUGUUCAAAUUAAUCAUCUGAAUUUAGGGCCUACGUUUUCCAAUUAGCCAUAAGAAGGGGUUGGGGUGACCCAGGUUCUGUUUUACCUCAGCUCACCUGCAGGCUUCAGCUGGAAACUCUCAUCUUUAGGUUGACGCUAUAGAAAUUAACACAAAUUGGGUAAGUAGUUGACUAAUUGCUACCUCUGUAUUCUGUCAAAAUUAGUGAAUUUUAGUUUGUGUGUAAUAAUAAAAGGAAUUUAAAUGUUUGUUUCUUCACAAAGAAAUUAUAUUUCUCUAGUCGUACAAGAUGUUAAUAAUAGUGAAAAUUGUUUGGGGAUUCUUUUCAUACGCCUUCAGAAAUUUCUCAAGAAUUGAGGUCAGAUGGAACCUUCCUUAUUACUUUUGAUAUUCAUUAGAAUACUAAAUAAGUUAUUUUUCAAAGAAAAUUAUUACUUUAUUUUUAAGAACAGUAUCUGCUUGAUAAAUAUUAAGAUAUUAAUACUAGUAGAGGCCCAUGAAGAAUUUACAAAAAGGAAGGGACUGAACUUAGUUCUUUAGACAUCACAUCCCUCAUAUGUAGUUAUUAAAGAAUAUAAAAUGAAACAAAAAAUGAAUUUAAAUUAGGUCAAAAGAUGAAGAUGACUAUUAACUCAUUAUCCGUGAAAUUACAAAGAAUUACUUACAGAAUAUAACAGGACCCCCACUCCCAACAUCUGUAAAAGGAUACCCCUAUCUUAGAACAGGGGAAAUCCCCCUAGAAUCCUGUAAAUUUCCACAGUGCACUGGGGCUUCCCUUCUGGUAUAAAGGUUGAGGUAGCAGAAAGCAAGAGUGAUAUCCAUCAUGUUAAUACAAAUAUAAUAAAGGACUAUUUUUAGAAAUAAAAACCACAGUUCUUUCUCCUCCUCUUUCUUCUCCUCAAGUCAGUUUACAUUAGAUUAAUACUUUCUAAUUUCUACUGAGAUAAUCCAGUUGGGUCAGUGAUUGAGAGUGAAGAAAUGCAGUAAGACCCUAGAAGAAUCCACUGAAGUAUGAAGCUUUGUUGUAAUAAACUUUAAAUAUUUCCAAGCUAGUAACCAGCUUUGUUAAUAUAAUGUCUUGAGAUUUAUCCUCUCACUCCCCAGAUAAUCCAAUGAGAAAGCCUGAUGGCUCUGGGGAUCGAAGUGAGGCUGAGUGAGGGUAGGAAACAUGAGAAGGGUAGUUCAUGGAACGAUAGGUCAGCAGCCACAGAGGCCAAGUGGUUACAAACAUGGGCUCAUGAGUUAGGCUGUCUGGGUUCAAACUCUCUUGCCUUUGGCAAUUUAGUUGACCUUUCUGUGAGUUUCCUUAUUUGUAAAAUGGAGCUAAUAAAGACCACCUAGUGUAGUUGUUUGAGGAUUACAUUUUUUAUAUUUGUAUUUAUAAAAUAUUUAGAACAGUGCUUGGCAUAUGAUAAGUGCUCCAAAUGUGAUAGGACAGUCGAAACCAUGCUCUGGGCUUUGGGAUAACUCCUUGGUUUGGAGUAGAUAAUCUUGGUGCUUUCUUGAACUAAGGAGAGAAUUACUGAAAUGCCUUUUUCCAGGUCAAUGUAUUUGGAAGUUCCCACACAGUACCUUGGGUGUCUGUAUACACACAGAUACCUACAUUAGAAAAAAAAAAAAAUCUUAAAAACCAACAGAUAUAUGUCUAUCUUUCCCAUUAGCCAUAUAUUUUUACCCUGACAAUGCCUUUGGAGUUACUAUCUAGAAAAAUGAUUUUAUCUGAUAAUCAGACAUCUGAUAUCUGAUAAUGAUUUUAUCCGAUGACUUUAUUCAUUGUGUCAUAAACUUUGAAUCUAGAUUAUCCUUCAAGUGUGCGUCCAGCAAAAUUAUUUUUAUUUCAUAAAACCCAUUGGAGAGUCUUAGCUUUAAUUGUUCCAUGAAUCACUGGAGUCACAGGGAUUUUUGCACAUGAGGUGUCUUUGAUCUCAUUUUAGUUUAGUGUUUCCACAUGUGUUUCUGAAUAGUAAGGAGUUCCAGAGUGGUGUGUCCAAGUUCCCUAAGCAUCCCUCAGAGGGCUUAUAACUAUUUAAAUCCCAAGCCCACCUGAGAGUUAAAGUUGUGAAUUAACCAAAUCAAUCAAUAUGGUGGUUUUCAUGUUAGAGAUCAAAGAAGAUUAGGCAGAAAUUGUCAAAAAGCAAUUUCACCACUGACAAAGUUGAUCACCUUCUGACUCCUCAGAGAAAUGGGAAGUAUCCAUCACUCACAUAUAAGACCUCCUGACCGCUGAUCUGGGAUUGAUUGAUGGAUGGAUUGAUGAUUUUUAAAUUGGGCUCAAUCUGUAGGCUAACAGUUUUUCAGUUUUAGCCAUAAUCUAAGGGAAAAUGAUAUGGAUAAAAUUUUAAGAAGGGAAAUUGAAAAUAACCUAUGCUUUAAAGGCUAGAAAGUAUUUUUUUUUAAAAUUAAGGUUGAAAAUAACUUUUAAAUCUUUCUGAUCCCCCCCCCCCAAAAAAAUCUUUCUGAUCCAAGUUUAUUUUUUGUUCUUGGUUUGUCUCUCUCUCUCUCUUUUUUUUGAAGAUUUAUUUAUGUAUUUAUUUAUUUUAGAGAGAAUGAGCGUGAGCGGGGGGAGGGGCAAAGGGAGAGGGGAAGCAGACUCCCCACUGAGAGGGGAGCCUUACAUGGGGACUCGAUCUCAAGACCCUGAGAUCACCACCUGAGCCGAAACCAAGAGUUGGAUGCUUAACCGCCUGAGCCACUCAGGCACGCCCCCUGGUUUGUGUCUCUUAAGCAAAAAAUUGUAUGACUAUUUUUAUAAAUCGUGUAUCAGGUAGCUUUGUUCAGCCCCUCAAAUACUUUUUGAAGUAAGCAAGUCAUAAAUGAAUAAUUAACUAUAAUAAUAACCAUAAAACUAUAUAUAAUAAGAAACAAAUUCUAACAAUAAUAAAUGAAUUAAUGGUUUUCUUAAAAAGCUCUGGAAUAUAUAGUCUUUACUCAACACUCAACAUUCAGAAAAAUGGCCACUUGCUGCCAUUUGAGGAAGUGUUUUCAGGGCCUUCCUAGGGCCAGACUUCGCUCAACACACACUUUGUAAAGGUCAUGUCACCAUUUGCUGUGCUGGGCACAGAGGGUAAUAGAGACAAGGGAGGCAUGCUGUGCCCUGGAGCAGUGAGAACUGGUCUCUGAUGAGCACAGCUGUUCCCAUAAGAUUUAUGAAACAAACUAACAGAGGUCUUGUUUGGGUAUCUUUCUAGGUAUAAGAAAAAACUUAAGAUAAAAAAGAAAAUACCACUGAACACCAUGUGGACUGCCAACUGUAUGGACAGAGUGGAGGAUGCCAACAUCUGUGCUGGGAGGUCCUUUAUCCUGGGCUGGCCCACGGUGACCUUUGUGGCCACCUUCGGUUCUUCGGAACAAAAGGAAAAAUGGCAUUCUUUCCUUCAAAGGUACAUCAAUCUGGCCAAAGAGAAGGACCAGCCCAAAAGCAUUCCUCUCAGAAUCUUCACUGAGGACAUCAAGAACUGUGCCUGUUCUGUAACUGUAACAGUAACAAAUUCAGACACAGUGAAUGACAUUAUCAACAUGUCACUACCAAUGCUAGGAAUAACUGGCUCUGAGAAAGACUACCAGCUGUGGGUGAGUGCUGGCAAGGAAGCGUCCCCACACCCACUCACUGGACAUAAACAUCCCUAUGGAAUUAAAAUGAGCCAUCUUCCAUCUACCACACUGCUGCCGCAGACACCAGAGGACUCCAUCUCUCCUUCCACCCUCCAGGAGUCCCUCCUUCUGGAGCAGGGGUUCGCAGAGAUGCAAGGCCGGUUCAUCCUGAAGCCCAGGCACCCGGCGCAGAAUGAGCAAGGGAGAGAUUACAGGCAGAAGACAGUUAAAAGCGGUUUUUUCAGAGACUGGGCCUGUUGUCUGGGCUCCAGCACUAGCCAGGACAGCCAGUGCACAACCCCACCUUCUUCAAAGCCAGGACAGCUCUUUGGAGUUUCCCUCAUGGAUGUGUGUAAUAAAGACAACUUGCCCUUCCCAAUCCUGGAUAUGCUUUCCCUUAUUAAUCAAAAAGGGUCCCUCACAGAAUGCAUCUUCAGCAAAUCACCCAAUAUAAAAUCAACCAGGGUCCUAAAGGAGAAACUAAAUUCUGGGGUCAAAGUGGACCUGUACAGCGAAUCUGUUCAUGUGGUCGCAUCCGUCUUAAAGUAUUUCCUAAGAAAUAUCCCAGGAUGUAUAUUUUUGUCUGAUCUCUAUGACAAAUGGCUCGGUGUUAUUGAUCAAGGGAACGAAGAGGAGAAGAUGACUGCAGCGCGGAGGUAACGAUGCAAUAAUUACUCUACUCUGGUCACAUCUCCAAAAUACACCCAACAUACU